Abrus precatorius (Indian licorice) is the source of this 672-nucleotide messenger RNA. RefSeq names its product agamous-like MADS-box protein AGL11. Lineage: Eukaryota; Viridiplantae; Streptophyta; Magnoliopsida; Fabales; Fabaceae. The coding region runs from base 4 to 672 and encodes 222 amino acids. Gene Ontology annotation, cellular component: nucleus. The transcript is spliced from 7 exons. The record is from RefSeq and is a predicted model, not a curated record. Gene Ontology annotation, molecular function: DNA-binding transcription factor activity, RNA polymerase II-specific; RNA polymerase II cis-regulatory region sequence-specific DNA binding; protein dimerization activity. Gene Ontology annotation, biological process: positive regulation of transcription by RNA polymerase II.
AAAAUGGGGAGGGGAAAGAUUGAAAUCAAAAGGAUUGAGAACACAACAAAUCGCCAAGUGACCUUCUGCAAGAGAAGAAAUGGGCUUCUGAAGAAAGCAUAUGAGCUAUCUGUGCUGUGUGAUGCAGAAGUUGCCCUCAUUGUCUUCUCCAGCCGUGGCCGACUCUAUGAGUAUUCAAACAACAACAUAAGGUCAACUAUUGAGAGGUACAAAAAGGCAUGUUCCGAUCAUUCAAGUACGAGCACUACUACCGAAAUUAACGCUCAGUAUUAUCAACAAGAAUCUGCAAAGCUGCGACAGCAAAUACAGAUGCUGCAAAAUUCUAACAGGCACUUGAUGGGUGAUGCCUUAAGCACACUGACAGUGAAGGAACUUAAACAGUUGGAGAAUAGACUUGAAAGAGGAAUCACUAGGAUCAGAUCUAAGAAACAUGAGAUGCUACUGGCAGAAAUCGAGUACUUCCAGAAAAGGGAGAUUGAACUGGAAAAUGAAAAUCUUUGCCUUCGGACAAAGAUAACUGACGUUGAGAGGCUUCAGCAAGUAAACAUGGUUUCUGGACCUGAGCUGAAUGCUAUCCAGGCACUAGCUUCCCGUAAUUUCUUCAAUCCAACCAUGAUGGAAGGUGGAACUGUCUACCCGCAAUCAGAUAAGAAGAUUCUUCAUCUGGGGUAA